GCUACAGGAAACGCAGCUAGACGGUGAAUGAUAGUCACUGCUUUCACAAAUUCUGAAACUACCAGAUAAUCUUUGUUGAAUUUUGUGUGCACAAGUCCUUGGUGGAGGUUGCCUGUAUACAUGUUUUCAUGAAGAGAAGUGAGAAGCCAGAAGGUUAUAGACAAAUGAGGCCUAAGACUUUUCCUGCCAGUAACUACACUGGCAGUAGCCAGCAGAUGUUACAGGAAAUACGAGAGAGCCUCAGGAAUUUACCUAAACCCUCCGAUGCUGCUAAAGCUGAUCACAGCAUGGGCAAAAUGUCAUCUGAAGAUCCUAGACAAGGCCGAAAUCCACCUAAAUUUGUUACAUACCAUAAGGUUUUGCAGGAGAUACGAAACUCACUUCUGCCUUUUGCAAAUGAAACCAACUCAGCAGUCAAAGGAACAUCAGAAGUUAAUCGACAAAUGCUGCAAGAUUUGCAAGCUGCUGGCUUUGAUGAGGAUAUGGUUGUACAAGCUCUCAGGCAAACUAACAACCGUAGUAUAGAAGCAGCAAUUGAAUUUAUUAGUAAAAUGAGCUACCAGGAUUCUCGUCGGGAGCAGAUGGUUGCAGCAGCAGCAAGACCUGUUAAUGCAGGUAUGAAACCACCAGGAGGAACCGUGCAGCAGUCGGUUCACCGCCGGCAGAGCUGGAAGGGUUCUAAGGAGUCCUUGGUGCCGCAGAGACACGGCCCUUCCCUGGGCGACGGGGUCGGUUACCGCUCGGAGAGCCCCAGCUCGCAGCCCGACGUCGGGAGGCCCUUGUCCGGCUCCGGCCUCGCAGCCUUCGCUCAGGCCCACCCUGGCACAGGGCAGCGCGUGAACCCACCACCGCUGCCGCAGAUCAGGAGCGUGACGCCGCCGCCACGGGGGCACACGCCCCCGCCGAGGGGGACUACUCCACCACCGCCCUCCUGGGAGCCCGGCCCGCAGACGAAACGCUACUCCGGAAGCAUGGAAUACAUCAUCUCCCGCAUUUCCCCCGUGCCGCCCGGCACGUGGCAGGACGGGUACCCGCCUCCAUCGAUGAAUCCUCCACCCAUGAGCGCUCCUGCCCAGGCGCAGAGGGGCAUGAGUGCUGUGCCCAUUGGCAGGCAGCCGAUCAUCAUGCAGAGCUCUGCCAACAGCAAAUUCGGCUUUCCCUCGGGAAGGGCUGCCAUGCAAAACGGCAACUGCCAGGCAGAAUUCUUAGUGCACCAGAAUGUCGUGUCCGGGAACUCGGUGAGUCGCCAGCCACCCCCAUACCCGAUAAAUCCUACUAAUAGGCAAAGUCCUACAGCACUACAGAUGCAGGCAGGAGGAUCUGCUCCUACUGCAGCCUACACCAACGGGAAUCUUCCUCAGACAAUGAUGGUGCCAAACAGGAAUAGCCACAACAUGGAACUCUAUAAUACAAAUGUAGCUGGAAUUCCUGCGUCCUGGUCGCAGCCUCCACCCGCACAACCACAGUCAUCACCUGGCAAUGGUCAUGAAAUACCCACGUGGCAACCCAGCGUUCCAGUAAGGUCCAAUUCCUUCAACAACCAUCAUGGGAGUAGGCAGAGUCAUUCUGGCAGUUCUCAGCCUUCAGCUACCACAGUAACAGCCAUAACCCCGGCGCCCAUUCAGCAGCCAGUAAAAAGCAUGCGGGUGCUAAAACCCGAGCUCCAGACCGCCUUGGCACCAACUCACCCGGCCUGGAUGCCGCAGCCUGUGCAAACCAUGCAGGCCAUGCCCUUCUCUGAGAGUCCAUCUACAAAUUUGGCAGUUCUGUCGCAUGUGGCUGAGGCUCCAAAUUACCAGGGUCCCCCGCCACCUUACCCCAAGCACUUGUUACACCAGAAUCCUGCUGUGAAUCCCUAUGAGACGGGGCCCAAGCUCAGCAAAGAGGAGCCACCUGUUUUACCUAAGGAGGAAGAGAACGAGAAGAAUUACGAAGGUUUUGAUUCACCAGAUAAAGAGAAGAAGCAAAUAACAACAUCACCUGUUCCUGUUAGAAAAAACAAAAAAGACGAAGAACGAAGAGAGUCUCGCAUUCAAAGUUACUCCCCUCAGGCCUUUAAGUUCUUCAUGGAGCAGCAUGUGGAAAAUAUACUCAAGUCACAUCAGCAGCGUUUGCAUCGGAAAAAACAACUAGAGAAUGAAAUGAUGCGGGUUGGAUUGUCACCAGAAGCCAGAGAUCAAAUGAGGAAAAUGUUGUGCCAGAAAGAGUCUAAUUAUAUUCGUCUAAGAAGAGCUAAAAUGGACAAGUCGAUGUUUGUAAAAAUUAAAACCCUGGGAGUGGGGGCAUUUGGAGAAGUCUGCCUAGCAAGAAAAGUGGAUACUAAUGCUUUAUAUGCAACGAAAACCCUGAGAAAGAAGGAUGUAUUGCUUAGGAACCAAGUUGCUCAUGUUAAGGCUGAGCGGGAUAUCCUUGCUGAAGCUGAUAAUGAAUGGGUGGUUCGGCUGUACUAUUCCUUCCAAGAUAAGGACAAUUUGUACUUUGUAAUGGACUACAUUCCAGGCGGUGAUAUGAUGAGUCUCUUAAUUAGAAUGGGUGUUUUUCCAGAGAAUCUGGCACGCUUCUACACAGCAGAGCUGACCUGCGCAGUGGAAAGUGUUCAUAAAAUGGGCUUCAUUCACAGAGAUAUCAAACCUGAUAACAUUUUGAUAGACCGUGAUGGUCACAUUAAAUUGACGGACUUUGGGCUCUGUACAGGUUUUCGAUGGACCCAUGAUUCAAAAUACUACCAGAGCGGUGACCACGCACGCCAGGACAGCAUGGAUUUCAGCAGCGAGUGGGGCGACCCGGCAAGCUGCAGGUGUGGUGACCGGCUGAAGCCGCUGGAGCGCCGGGCUGCGCGGCAGCACCAGCGCUGCCUGGCCCACUCCCUCGUGGGCACCCCCAACUACAUUGCACCCGAGGUGCUGCUGCGGACAGGUUACACACAAUUGUGUGACUGGUGGAGCGUUGGAGUCAUUCUCUUUGAAAUGUUAGUGGGGCAGCCUCCUUUCCUGGCGCAAACACCCCUGGAGACGCAAAUGAAGGUUAUCAACUGGCAAACUGCUCUUCAUAUUCCACCUCAAGCUAAACUGACUCCAGAGGCCUCCGACCUUAUUAUUAAACUCUGCCGAGGGCCAGAAGAUCGUUUAGGCAAAAACGGUGCCGAUGAAAUAAAAGCUCAUCCAUUUUUUAGAACAAUUGAUUUUUCAAGCGAUCUACGCCGACAGUCUGCUUUCUACAUUCCCAAAAUUGCUCAUCCCACAGACACAUCAAACUUUGAUCCAGUUGAUCCAGACAAAUUGUGGAGUGAUGAUGAUAAGGAAGGGAACAUAAAUGAUACACUUAAUGGGUGGUACAAAAAUGGAAAACAUCCUGAACAUGCUUUUUAUGAGUUCACGUUCCGCAGGUUUUUUGAUGACAAUGGCUACCCUUACAACAAUCCAAAGCCCAUUGAAUAUGAAUAUGGUAAUAAUUCACAAAGCUCAGAACAGCAGUCAGAGGAGGACGACGAUGAUGAUGAACAGGCAGGUAGAGGGGUUCAAAAUCGUGACCUGGUGUAUGUUUAGUAGAGGAAUAAAACAAAAAU
Molecule: messenger RNA, 3565 nt
Organism: Tinamus guttatus (white-throated tinamou)
Lineage: Eukaryota; Metazoa; Chordata; Aves; Tinamiformes; Tinamidae
Gene: LATS1
Product: large tumor suppressor kinase 1
Biological process (GO): G1/S transition of mitotic cell cycle; positive regulation of apoptotic process; hippo signaling
Cellular component (GO): spindle pole
Molecular function (GO): protein binding; ATP binding; protein serine/threonine kinase activity
Source: RefSeq, a predicted model, not a curated record